Messenger RNA from Lepus europaeus (European hare), 1350 nucleotides. RefSeq names its product family with sequence similarity 81 member B (gene FAM81B). Bases 1 to 1350 code for a protein of 449 amino acids. NCBI's taxonomy places the organism in Eukaryota, Metazoa, Chordata, Mammalia, Lagomorpha, Leporidae. The record is from RefSeq and is a predicted model, not a curated record. The transcript has 10 exons.
AUGGGAAGGCCCUGUCCCACUGGCUCAGCUCUGGAGAUGUUAAGAAGUUUGUCAUUUACUCUGAGCAAGAUGGAACUCUACCAAAGGAUCCUAGUAGGCAAGUGUCACGAUACAGAUGCAAACAAAAGCGGCUUCCAGACUGCCCAGGAACAGCCACAGCCGCAGCCUGAUGAACCCGACCGCCCCGCUCCUGGCUCAGCUGCCGACCAAGAAGAGAAAGUAAGAUUAUCUCCAACCAAAAUGUCAACCAAGAGCUCUACAGAUCUAGUUGAAUAUGUUGACAAGGGGCGUGCUUUUCUUCCCAUCAUUGCAAACGCCCAGAGCAGCCAGCUGGAAGACAGGUUGAGCAGCCAGGAGCGCACCAUCGCUUUCCUCCUCGAGCAAGCCUUCCGCAUCAAAGAGGACAUCUCUGCCUGUCUGCAGGGCACCCAUGGCUUCCAAAAAGAGGAAUCGCUUGCCAGGAAGUUGCUGGAAAGCCACAUCCAGACCAUCACCAGCAUCGUCAAAAAACUCAGCCAGAACAUUGAGAUUUUAGAAGACCAAAUACGAAUUCGAGAUCAGGCAACCACUGGAGCCAGUUUUGCGGUACACGAUCUAAGUGUGAAACACAUACAAGGAGUUGGAGAUCUUCGAGGAAGAGUAGCCAGAUGUGAUUCAAGCAUCAUGAAGCUCUCCAGUGACAUUCACUUCAUCAGGAAUGAGUUCCGGCAAACGGAGAAAGCGAUUCAAGACCUCGUGUCUGCCCUAGAAACUCUUUCUAAGAACCUGGACAUGAAGGUAAUGCAGCUCUUGGGGAAGAUAGAGACCGCCAGUUCUGAGCAAAUCGCACACGUAAAGAUGGUCCAGGGAGAUUUCCGUCAUGAAAUGGAUCUUGUGGAAUUCAAAUUUAAUUCACUUUCAAGUAAUCUGUAUGAAGAAAUUUCAAACAACCAAAAGUGGACCGAAAACCAGUUCCUCAAAUACAGAAAAGACCACCUGUGCUAUAUAAAUGACUACCUGAAGGUUCUCCAGGAGAAACAGGAAAAAUCUGAAAAUAAAAUGGAAGAAAAAUUGCUGCAGCUUUCAAGCAAACUAGAGAAUGUCAUCAACACACAGAAACAGGAAGCAGAGCUCAACAAAGCCAAGCACAUAGAAAAUAAGUUGUCCAAAAAGAUGACCCACAUGGAGAAGCAGAUCUGGGAGGAAUUAGAGAAGAUGCAGACCGAGUACCAAUCAGGAUUUAAAUCGAUCCACGACUCCCUCACCUCCCUGCAACAAAUACAGAAGACAAAGAUGGAUUUAGAGAAAUAUAAAGUACAGAAAGACCUGAAGAAAUUACAGCGUAAGAUAGUGGAGCUCCAGGAAAUAUAG